This is a messenger RNA of Corticium candelabrum, 4339 nucleotides long. RefSeq lists its product as uncharacterized. Lineage: Eukaryota; Metazoa; Porifera; Homoscleromorpha; Homosclerophorida; Plakinidae. The transcript is spliced from 9 exons. The record is from RefSeq and is a predicted model, not a curated record. Bases 1 to 4167 code for a protein of 1388 amino acids.
AUGUCGGCAUCAUUGUUUGUGUUCGUUGUUGGCGCUUUACUAGUCACUCUUGCUACUGGGUCUCGUUGGCUUGUACACAGUGACAAUAGCGGCUCUUGCUCGUCUACAAAUGUGGAAGAAUAUUCAAGUUGUGUUGAGAAUCUAGAGAAUGCACUCAACUCUCUAGCGCAAAGUGGCUCUUUGCAAGACAACGUGACGCUAGUUCUCGCUAGAGGAAACCACAGACUAACAUUACCAGUUGUCUUUACGGACGUCAUCGGAUUUAGUAUAGUAGCAAAAGACGACGACAAGCGGCAUGUGAUUAUCAACGCUACAGUAGACAAGACGACAACAGAAAGCGUCGGUCGACAGACAAAGAUUACAUUUCACUCGUCUAGUCGCUUUCAUAUGUCUAACGUGACUGUAGUGAUGCUGUCUGAAGGUACCGUGUUCAACUUUACCGGAUGUCAGAACGUGAAAAUCGUCGAUUGUGAAUUUGUCAACCAAUUUGGUGUGUCGUCUGCUAUUCUGUUUGCAAACUCGCUCGACGUCGACAUUCACGCUUGUCACUUUUUGUUUCAAGUGUCCACCGCAUUUGAUGGGAUUGGGUUGGAAGCCAUUCAUUUGCGUAAGCAAAAUAAUGAAGCAACAAUUUUGGGUUUCGUCAUUGCAGACCAUAUCAGUGCACCGCUCAACAACUCUGUACCCAUGGCAAGUACCCUAGCACUAUCUGUCACAAACUGCAAAUUUGUCCCAAAGUCAAAGUAUGAAAUGGAGGAGCUGGCUGGUUAUGUACAUCUUGGAGAAUAUCACAUCUCCCCUCUGUCUCAGAUUUCAUUGCUUCAAGUGAUUAUCGCUGGUUUAUCUGCAAGAGACAUAAAUGUUGUAAUAUCAGACUGCUAUGUGAGUGGUCUGACGAUUGGUGAGGGUGUGCCCACUUCCUUCUUGAUUGCUAACAAAUCAAGCGGGAACUCGAUUUUGUUGAGAAACAACCGAAUUGAAGACAAUCGCUGUAUUAGCGGCUGUGGCAUUCUAAUUCUGUUUACUAAUAACACAUACAAUAACACUAUGAUCGUGUCCAAUACAACUUUUACUAACAACAUUGCUUUGGUCGAGGGAGGAGCAGUAUUCGCUUUACUGGAAGAUUUGGCGCAAGUUGAAAUUGAAAACGUUCUCCUUGUGGACAACUGCGUGUUUCGUGCGAACAGAGCAGACACUUUCUUUGGAGGAGGAUCUUCGGUCAUGAUCUAUUCAAAUCGAGAUUUUAGUGGCUCGAGCGUCAAAGGCGAACUGAGGAGAGAAAGCACUGUUCACUUCAAUGACUGCACGUUUAUUGACAACAUUGCUGAGCGUGCAGCUGUCUAUACAAAAGACACAGACGUCACGUUUACUGGCAACUGCACUUUUGUGAACAACACAGGCGGUGCUAUUUACGCAUUUCGAUCUAAUGUAACCUUUCGUGGUGGACAUUACGUUUUUACUGAAAAUAAAGGGUUAACUAAUGGUGGAGCGAUAUCUUUACAUUCAUGGAGUUACGUGGCUUUCAACGAGGUCAAGUCAGCCUAUUUCAUACGUAACGCUGCGGCUGUGUUUGGCGGUGCGAUUUGGGCUGAAGUUACAUCGUCAUCGGCAGUUUUCAUAGAAAUUCAGAAUCAGUGGUCCAAAGUCCCGACAAACUUUUCGUGUUUCAUAGACGUGCAUCCAUCGGUGCCGUUUGACUACGGUGGCUCAAAUCCUGAUGCAACCAUUCAUUUCUUCAACAACACGGCAUCUUUUGCUGGUCGUGAUGUGUUUGCGACGACGUUUCGUUUGUGCAAUGGCACCGUUGUUGCGCCAACAGAUCUUUCUGUCGGCAACGAGAGCUAUCCUGUGGCCAGCAGUCCGAAUCUACUAUCGUUCGAGUCAGCGUCGUGUAAAUGCUCGAGACAAAUUACAUCAAACAUUUCUCUUAUCGAUUACGCUGCUGGCCAGUGCAGUCGAAGUGUAAUGAAUGCCACCAUUGAGAGGACGGUUUCUACUCAAUUGUUUACCAAAAUGAAAACGUCUCUAGAAUGCUGGAGAAAAAGCCUUUCGUUUGUCGUUUCGGGAGCGUUUUCUUCUGGAAAUCCUUAUCUCUACAUGCCCGACUCGUUUCUCUUUAAGUAUUUGUGGGUGCCAUUUAGUACGUGCAUAUUUGACGGCUCUCGGGGUUUAGGAAUCGACUUCACUUCUUCUCUGCUGGGCAACUACCCGAUUUGUUUAGCACCCGUACAACCUUCAUCGAUCAUUCUCAAUCCCGCACCUGGAGAGAAGUUUAAUCUUACGUUGAACGGUUGGGACGAGUUUCUGCAACCUGCAGCCACAGUGGCGACUAUUACAGUUUCGCAAUAUUAUUUCUCUACUUCUCAAAACGUGUUGCUGCGACACGCGGGCACCGAAUAUGGCAGAGACGACGGGUUUUCUUUUAAUCCGCUACAACCGAUCAAUGAUUUGUCCCUUGCCGGUCCGGUCGAUGCGUCGGGAACUUUGUACAUUCUGUGGCCGUCUUAUUUGAGGGGCUACUUCUGCACCUUGUCUAUUUCGUUCAAACUGGCGCCAUGUCACCCUGGAUUCAAUAGACCCGUCGCAAAUUCAGACAAACAAUGGACCGACGAUUACAUUGCUAAUUCUCGUACUCGUCCAGUUUCCGAGGCCAGUUCUAACAUGACUUGCUCUUGUGCUAAAAAAGCUGGAUUAAUAUGUAACAAUGACGGCAAAACAGUGGAAGUGAAGUCUGAUUACUGGGCGGGAUACAUCAAAGAUAGUGCAAACGAAAUAGAUACACAUCAGUGUGUUGGCCAUUGUGCAACAGAAACGUUAGGAUUGGCCACGUCUACUUGGCAAUUUGAUAUUGAUAAUCCGGAUAAGCACUGCACACAAUUUCGAACGGGAGUUUUAUGUGGAGAAUGUCAAGCCAAUUACUCGCAAGUUCCUGCCGCCACGGUUUGUCAGAUGUGUCAAGACAGCUGGCUUGCGGGUUUAGUCGGGGAAACGUUCUACAUUUUGAUUGGCGGCAUCUUAUUUAUUGCUUUGAGUUUGAAGUUUCGACUACUUAACAGCCAAUACGCAGAAGCGUGGCUCUUUUACGUUCAGACUGUUCUAUUAACGAUCCGACCAGAACAGGAAUAUUUUGUGCUUUCUACAGUAGCAGGCUCGCUCGUAAACGUGAUCGGAUUUUGCAUUCAUCCUCAUCUCAUGGAACUUGAUCGGCUGGUUGCCCUUGCUCUUCCGUCUUUGUAUCUUCUUUUUCUCGUCAUUGUUCUCUACUGUGUUAGCUACAUGCGUCCCUUUUCUAAGUACAUCCAACGUCCUGAAUUGACGAACACGUUUCUACUCGUUAUCAUUAUUACUUAUAGUCCCCUUGCUAUAAUGGCCUGCUUCUCACUUAGCUGCAGAAUUGCUGUCGGAGGAGAUGUGCGAUUGUUUGUAGAUCCGACGACCGUUUGCUUUAGUGAUGAACAUCUUCCUUACGCUAUCAUUUCUGUCAUCUUAUUAGUUGGAUUUCUUAUUCCUUUGCCGGGAUUGUUGAUGUAUGGACUGCGGACGAAAGAAGAUUCGAAGCGAACCGGAUGGUAUUAUCGAUUAUCCAAGCUUUGCGCAAGUCGCUACAAAGAGAAUAGAGAAUGGUGGAUAGGAGUCACUUUGUGGAGACGUCUGUUUCUUAGUACCGUAGCUGCUCUGCUUCCGUUUUCUUUGCAAACGCGUCAGAUCAUUAUGUUUAUUGCUUUCCUAGUUGUGUUUUCUGUGUCUGCUUUGGUGAAACCUUACAAAUCCAGAAAUGCGAACAUAUAUGAGUUUGUCCUGCUUGCCAACAUGUGCCUUUUGUCUGCAUUCAGUAUCAGUGAACUGGUCGACAUUACAGAAGGAGAACAGAUCGUCUUGACCGAAAUACUGAUUGUUGUUCUCAUAUGGCCAAACAUCAGCAUUUUGGUCAUCGCUCUCUACAAGAACUGGCAUAACAUAAAGCGUCUGGGCAAUUGGUUAAGGAAAAAAUGUUGCUGUGGAUGUUUAACCGCCGAUACAACUGCUACGUACUCUCUACAGACCGUAGACAGGAAACGCCGCAAAAAGGUUUCGCCGUUCGUUGUCUUGCCUGAUUAUGAGAAAAGGGGAAGCAAUUUUCCAGGGUUGAGAGACCCUCUACUGCUUGACGAAGGAGAAGCGCUUUGAACUUCUAGAUAAUUAUAGUUAUAGUAACAGCGUACUUUUUAGUAAACAUUUGAAUGGAACUACUAUCUAGGGUACACAUGUAUUCACUGCUCUACUUACGUAAUUACUGUAAUGUACCAGUCAACCUCUCUAGGGAACGGAGCAAGGUCUUUGGUCUUACUUUUCAAUUGAG